This is a messenger RNA of Scatophagus argus, 762 nucleotides long. RefSeq names its product galactose-specific lectin nattectin-like. The record is from RefSeq and is a predicted model, not a curated record. The coding region runs from base 91 to 552 and encodes 153 amino acids. The transcript is spliced from 7 exons. NCBI's taxonomy places the organism in Eukaryota, Metazoa, Chordata, Actinopteri, Scatophagidae. Gene Ontology annotation, molecular function: signaling receptor activity.
AGGAAGGUUUAUAAAGCUCGUGUGAGCUCUCUCUGAAUAACUCCCAACUUGACUCUGCGACUGCAGCUUCAUCAGAUCAUCACAACAAAGAUGACUUUAUACCUUUACUUGGCUGUGUCCUUGCUGAUCUGCGGGCUGCUUGUGACACCUGCAACUGCUGGUCCCUGUUGCGAUGGUUGGACUCAUUUUGAAGAUCGCUGUUUCAGAGUAGUGGAUACUUCAGCGACUUGGAGUGAUGGAGAGUCAGCCUGCAUUUCACACGGUGCAAAUCUGGUCUCCGUCGAGAAUGAGCAUGAACACCAAUUCUUGAUGUCUUUGGCUCAUAAAUUCAGUCCCCAUGCUGGGGCUGUCUGGACUGGGGGCAAUGAUGCAGUUGAGGAGAACACCUGGAGAUGGAGCGAUGGUAGCCCAUUCAGUUAUCACAAGUGGAACGCAGGGGAGCCAAACAAUGUGGGUAAUGAAGACUGUAUGGAGAUGUACCUGAGAGUCUUGGCUUUCAAUGAUGUCAAGUGUGACAAAAUGAUGCCCUACAUCUGUGCUAAGGACGCAUAAUUGGAGCCAUGUCACAUCACCCUUGAUGACAAUGCCACUCACACCGAGAUGUCAUCAGUGCUGGAAAGUUUAAAGUUAAACUUAACCACAGCAAUUCUUCUCAAUUUAACAAAAAUCUCAUUCCUCAAUUAAAUAUUUCAGUCUACAGAUUGGGAUUUCCUUAAAGAACUUUCCUUGUGCAUUCAAUAAAGACAAAAAAAAAAAAAAAAA